CGAGGAUGCCGCUGCGACCGCGGCCCCGAGAGGGAGCCGCUGCUGCUCUGUGGCCGCCAGGGCUGAGGGACGGGAAUCAGGCCUUGGGAUCGCGUCCCUGAGGGGGCGCGGGGCAGCGGUCCCGCCCGAGCUCGGGCCUAGUACCGCGGGGGGGGUCCGGGCCGCUGGGCGAGGGCCUCCCCCCACUGCCUCCCCUCACCCCUCCACGUCGAUGGUGGUGAAGUUGUCAGCGCCGGGGAGUGCAAGGCACCAGGCUGCCUCCCUUGAACCCAGUUCCUCUUGGGGCACGUCUCUCGCUCCGGCUCACGGACACCUGCGCCGCCGCCUCCUCUAGCCCGCUGAGCCCACCCCUGGCGGCGGGCGGGGGAGGGGCUCCCCCUGCAGGGGCUGUGUCGAGCUGGGCGACGACGGGGACCGUAGGAGAGUAGGGGUGGCGACUCAUAGAGGAUCUUGCUUUGAUUUAUGUCAUCAAGAGUUCUCCCUGUUUGCCUGCUUUGAACUCGACAUUCCUGCCUCAACAACAGAGGAUAAAAGCCAUGGUGUAAUGGAUAAGCCACACAAGUAAGAAAUACAGAUGUGGACUACAUGCUUCCAAAGAAGAAUUGAGCUUGCUGAGAAUCUGUGUCAGAUAUUGUAAAUGUCUAAGAUGUUAAGAGGAACUGGUAACAUCUAAACAUAACAAACCAAACAGGCAAACUCGUGUGCCACCACUGCCACCACAUUUUAUGCAAAGGAAUGCCAAUGUACAUGAAUUCCAAGCAGGCUAAAAAGAAAAAAAAAAGCUGAUUAGACCUUAGACUGCCUACUGAACGGGAUGACAGCCACCGCUGCAGUGGAAACACCAAAAAUGAAGAAGAGUGCCUCCAGGGAAGAGAAGCAGCAGUCUAAGCAAGAGAAUACAGAGCAGGGCAAUGCUGAUUCUGAAGAGUGGCUGGGCUCUGAGAGUGAUCCUGAGCAAAUGAGCCUUAAAAACAGCAACAAUGACAAUAGUUGCCAACUGGGAGAUGUUCAAUUGAAUAAAAAGGAGAUCCUUUCUAAGCCACACCGCCAGCUAUGUAGAUCACCCUGCCUAGAUCAUCCAAGCUUCUCCCAGAGCAGCAUUCUACAUGAUGGGAAGCUUGACUUGGAAAAAGAAUACCAAACCAAGAUGGAUUUUGCUUUAAAGUUGGGUUACGCAGAGGAACAGAUUCAAUCAGUGCUGAAUAAACUGGGUCCAGAAUCGCUUAUUAAUGAUGUAUUGGCAGAGCUUGUCAGACUUGGGAACAAAGGUGAUUUGGAAGGGCAAGUCAACUUGAGUCUGUUAGGGCCUCGGGGGCCCAGCUCCAGAGAGAUCACAAGCCCUGAGCUGUCUCUUGAAGAUGAAAUAGACAACAGUGACAAUUUGAGGCCAAUUGUCAUAGAUGGAAGUAAUGUGGCAAUGAGCCAUGGGAAUAAAGAAGAGUUCUCCUGCAGAGGAAUACAACUUGCUGUGGAUUGGUUCCUAGAUAAAGGCCAUAAAGAUAUUACUGUAUUUGUGCCUGCAUGGAGAAAGGAGCAAUCCCGCCCUGAUGCACCAAUUACAGAUCAAGAUAUCCUACGUAAACUGGAGAAGGAAAAGAUUCUUGUCUUCACACCUUCCCGAAGGGUCCAGGGCAGGAGAGUUGUUUGCUAUGAUGACCGGUUCAUAGUCAAACUGGCUUUUGAUUCUGAUGGCAUCAUUGUAUCCAAUGAUAACUACCGAGAUCUUCAAGUUGAAAAGCCAGAAUGGAAGAAGUUUAUAGAAGAGCGUUUGCUGAUGUAUUCUUUUGUGAAUGACAAAUUUAUGCCUCCAGAUGAUCCUUUAGGACGUCAUGGACCAAGCCUUGAAAACUUCUUAAGAAAGAGACCUGUUGUUCCUGAACACAAGAAGCAACCAUGUCCUUAUGGCAAAAAAUGCACCUACGGCCACAAGUGCAAAUACUACCAUCCGGAGCGGGCCAACCAACCGCAGCGUUCGGUGGCUGAUGAGCUCCGCAUCAGUGCCAAACUGUCCACAGUAAAAACCAUGAGUGAAGGCACCCUGGCCAAGUGUGGCACAGGGCUGUCUAGUGCCAAAGGUGACAUAACCUCAGAAGUCAAACGCGUGACCCCCAAGCGUCAAUCGGAUCCCAGCAUCCGGUCCGUGGCUGUGGAGCCUGAGGAAUGGCUGUCCAUUGCCCGUAAGCCUGAGGCCAGCUCUGUCCCCUCACUUGUGACUGCUUUAAGUGUCCCCACAAUCCCACCCCCCAAAAGCCAUGCAGUGGGUGCCCUCAACACCCGUUCAGCCAGCAGCCCAGUGCCAGGAUCCUCUCAUUUCUCCCACCAGAAGUCCUCAUUGGAGCACAUGACCAGCAUGCAGUAUCCACCCAUCCUGGUUACCAAUAGCCAUGGGACCCCUAUUAGCUAUGCUGAGCAAUACCCAAAGUUUGAGCCCUUAGGGGACCACAGCUACUAUUCAGUGUUAGGCGACUUCUCCAAACUGAACAUCAACAGCAUGCAUAAUCGAGAGUACUACAUGGCUGAAGCAGACCGGGGGUUGUAUGCCCGGAAUCCCAACCUCUGUCCUGACAAUCGUAUGAGCCAUACCAGGAACGACAACUAUUCCUCUUACAACAACCUGUACUUGGCUGUAGCUGAUACUCAUCCUGAAGGCAGUUUGAAGCUGCAUCGCUCAGCAUCUCAGAACCAUCUUCAGCCUUUUCCUCAUGGUUACCACGAAGCCUUAACGCGAGUGCAGAGCUAUGGCCCAGAAGACUCUAAGCAGGCCCCCCACAAGCAAUCAGUCUCCCACUUAGUUCUGCAUGCCCAGCACCCAACAACUGGAGCACGCUCCAGCUGUCCUGGAGACUAUCCCAUGCCUCCCAAUAUCCAUCCUGGGGCAACCCCCCAGCCAGGACGUGCCCUGGUGAUGACUCGGAUGGACAGCAUUUCUGAUUCUCGCCUAUAUGAGAACAAUCCCAUGAGGCAAAGACGUCCUCCUCUGUGUCGGGAACAGCAUGCCAGCUGGGACCCACUGCCCUGUGCAACUGACUCUUAUGGCUACCACUCCUAUCCCCUGAGUAACAGCCUCAUGCAACCAUGCUAUGAGCCAGUCAUGGUACGGAGUGUACCUGAAAAGAUGGAGCAGCUUUGGAUGAAUCCUUGGGUUGGAAUGUGCAAUGAUUCCAGGGAGCAAAUGAUCCCAGAGCACCAGUAUCAGACCUACAAGAACCUCUGCAAUAUUUUCCCUUCAAACAUUGUUCUUGCAGUGAUGGAGAAGAAUCCCCACACAGCAGAUGCCCAGCAACUAGCAGCCUUGAUUGUUUCUAAGCUUAGGGCUGCACGUUGA
Cervus elaphus (red deer) is the source of this 3325-nucleotide messenger RNA. RefSeq names its product zinc finger CCCH-type containing 12B (gene ZC3H12B). The transcript is spliced from 8 exons. Gene Ontology annotation, cellular component: nucleus; cytoplasmic ribonucleoprotein granule. The record is from RefSeq and is a predicted model, not a curated record. Gene Ontology annotation, molecular function: RNA endonuclease activity; mRNA binding; metal ion binding. Bases 815 to 3325 code for a protein of 836 amino acids. Lineage: Eukaryota; Metazoa; Chordata; Mammalia; Artiodactyla; Cervidae.